Molecule: messenger RNA, 987 nt
Organism: Cajanus cajan (pigeon pea)
Lineage: Eukaryota; Viridiplantae; Streptophyta; Magnoliopsida; Fabales; Fabaceae
Source: RefSeq, a predicted model, not a curated record
AUGACGGAUGGGGCUUCUAAUCUUGUGGCAGCAGGACAAAUGUUAAUGGAGAAGAUAACCAAACUAUUUUGGUCCCCAUGUGCAGCCCAUUUCCUUGAUCUAAUCCUUGAGGACAUUGGAGAGCUUCCGGUAUUCUAUAAUACCAUUGCUAAUGCAAAGAAGAUUACUACCUACAUAUAUAGGCAUACAUGGGUCCUUAAUUUGUAUAGACAAUAUUCCAAUGGAGGGGAAUUAGCAAGACCAGCUGUGACAAGAUUUGCAACUUCUUAUCUUACACUAAAUUGCAUUAAACAACAAAAGAAUGCUCUUAGAUCAAUGUUUGCAUCGGAGGAAUGGGCUACUAGUCCACAUGCUAGUAAAAGUGAGGCUAAGCAAGUCAUGAACCUAGUGUUGAGUGAUGAUAGAUUUUGGAGAUCAAUUACAUAUUGUCUAAAGUGCGUGAUUCCACUUGUGAAAGUGUUAAGGCUUGUAGAUGGUGAUUCAAAGCCAGCCUCACCAUACAUUUAUGAAGCAAUGGAUAGGGCUAAAGAGAAAAUUGCUCAAAACUUUCAAAUGCAAGAGUCAAGGUAUAAAAAAGUGUGGAAGAUUAUUGACACUAGGUGGAAUCUGCAGCUUCAUAGGCCUCUUCAUGCAGCUGCCUAUUAUCUCAAUCCUAGGUAUCAUUAUGACAAGAACUUCAAUCCGGAUAGUGAAGUGUUAAUUGGUUUAUAUGAAACCUUUCAAAGAAUGGUUCCGAAUAUAAGGACAAGAGUUAUAAUAAAUCAACAACUUGAAAAGUUUAAGGGAGCUAAGGAGAUCUUUGGAAUGGACAUGGCAAUAGCUACUAGAUUUAAGAAACAACUGGCUCUUUGGUGGGAGAGAUACGGUGGAAGAGGUAAAGAGUUAAAAAAGGUGGCCAUGAGAAUUUUGAGUCUUUCAUGUAGUGCCACGGGAUGUGAGAGAAAUUGGAGUACAUUUGACCAAGUGCAUACUAAGAGAAGAAAUUGA